AACUACCGGAUAUUUCCUUUGCUUUGGACUUGAUGACUGGGAGGAAAACAUUGAAAUUCAAACAAGGCGUGGAACGGAGAAUAGAUUCUUCAUCAUCCUUGAUCCCCAAUGGAUCAUAUCUGCCUUCAAAUGCAUCAUCACAAGUCCAAAUAUAAAACAAAUUUGUCUAUUAAGGAAAAAGAAGACUGGAAAGCAUAUGAGGAAUCUGGGGAACUACCAGUAGAAGUCAUGGAAUCUCUGUUUGAAAAGGAAACUGACCAGCAGUUCAUUGAGAAAUUCCAGUUCAUCUGCAUUGUGAUGGAAACCCUCGGUCUCAUUUCAAGUCCAUUGCUGGACAGCGAGGAGGAAUUAGAAAUAUACAUCGUCCCUUGUAUGCUACGAGCGGCAAUUCCAAGUCGGAUCCAACCAAUCCUAGACAAACCCUCAACUGUCAAAACGCCUGUCCUCUGUGUCAAAUUUGAUAAAGACUUCAUCCCGCAGGCUAUAUGGGACAAAAUUAUUGCGAAAUGCAUACACAGAUUUAAACCAAUGGAAGAGGAUGGGUACGAUCAAACGGAUUUCAUACAACGAGGAUUCGUUUGUUUGGCAGUUGAUAGUUUGUGGAAGGUCGUCCUGAACUGUCAUAAAAAUGCUAUGAUAGUAAUUCUGUUUACACGGAGCAAGUCUCAAAUUCCUUCUGGAAAAGGCGUGAAAUUCCGGGAAUUUUUAGAUUUCUUGCUUCAAACAGUGCUUGAGAUGAAUCAUCAAGGUCACUUCAGAUACAGCUACUACCUCCACAACGACUACGAGUUUUCAAAGAACGAACAAAUGGUUAAAGCAGAAGACCUCUCAGAAUUAGAUGGCAUUUUCUGUCGAGGUGGAAAAGGGGAAAGCUGUCUAAGUAAAAAGGACUAUGAUAUCUGGUUUCAGCCAAUAACAGAGGCACAGACCAGUGUCAAAACAGUUGAUGGACUCCCUGUCCAUUUACCCGAAAGAAAACCAUCACCCAAAGAAUUGGGAAGGAUCAGCAAAUUUAUCGGGAUAUAUCAUCUAUCCUUUUUCAUGGAGCUAGAGUGUCCGAUUGACACGGUAGAUCGCUUCUUCCUAGAUUACCAAAAAAUUUCUCGAAGAGUUCCAAUUACCAAGAGCAUGGUUGCAUUCUUCAAUAAAACGCCGAAACGUGGAUUUUCACACAUCGCUUCAGCUAUGACGGAAGGGGGCAUGAAUAUAGAUCUUCAAACUAUUCUGGAAGGAGCUAAUCGGGAAGAUCUACUUGAUGACUUUGAUGUUCCAGAGAAUCUUUUACAAAGGCCAAUGUCAAUAGACCAUGUGUCGAUCGUCUCAGAUUUCAUAUCACCCAGAGAAAGUUACAUCCUAUUUUUGGAGCUUGGUUUGAAAGAAACUAUCAUAGAAAGAGAGGAGGUUAGUUGUAUCAAUAUACAGGAGCAAAUAACGACGCUGCUAGAGCUGUGGAUCAAGGUUGAAGGAGAAGCGGCAACUGUUAGGAAGCUUCUACAGGCGAUGGCAGAAUGCGACAUGGACAUACAAGGUCUCGUAAGGUCAAUUGAAGAAAAUAUCUAAGAAAUAUGGUAAUAUCGUCAUAUCAUAUGGUCUUGGCAGAGAUAUUUCCGGCUGGAAGAGAUGUCAAUGCAUAAGACGAAACAAAGAUACCUUAUUUGUUAAUCAUACAAUCAGGUACUUUAAAUGUGUGUUUUACCAUCUGGAGACGACCGUCAUAAUUAACCGGACAAGGUACAAUCAGCAUACUUCGACUACAACACAAAACCGUGCCUCCACGAAAACUUUUGAUGUCAUUGAGUAAUAUUCGUGUAAUGUACAAGGACUAUACAUAUGGAUAUGUACGAGGACUAUAUCUAUAUGGAUGUGUACAAGAACCAUAUACAUGUAUAUGGAUGUGUAAGGGGACUAUAUAUGCAUGUGCACGAAGACUAUAUAUAUGGAUGUGUACAAGGACUAUAUACAUGUAUAUGGACGGAUAGGAUGACUAUAUAUAUAUAUAUAUAUAUGGACGUGUACGAGGUCUAUAUAUAUGGACGUGUACGAUGACAAUAUAGAUUGACGACGUAGAUGAGGACUCUAUAUAUUGACGUGUUCGAGGUAUUUAUAUGUAUGGGCGUGUUCGAAAACUAUAAACAUGUAUAUGGACGGGUAGGAUGACUAUAUAUCUGGACGUGUACGAGGACUAUAUAUAUGGAAAUGUAUGUGAACUAUAUUGCAUUGCUCCUAAGCCAGCUGUUGAAUGGUGUUGUGAUACACUUAGGCAUUAUCUAUGGCAUUAAAGAGAAUGGAUAGAAUUCCAUUGAACACUCUGUAUUAAGCGAAUUUAAGCUGUAUCAGUAUUACGGAAUUAGAUAGUUAAAACAUAUUUAACGUUAACAAUAUUUUUGAUAUUUUGUCCAUCGAUAUUACUCAUAUAUUCAUAUUUAAUAGAAUUGAUAUUUAUUUGAAUUCAACAAUGCUCAUAUCUUAUAACAAAUAGUUCAGCAACCAUUACAAUAACUUGAUUAUAAUUAUUAUACCUAAGGGAGCCAUGAUUUACUAUACGUCUCAUUACCACAGUGACGUUACAACCUAGUGACAAGUAUAGCGUCGUUAUAAAGAUCUGUUGUUGUUUAACGUCUUCAGCAGAAUUUGUACAUUGACUUGGUCUUGAUCCCCUUCCAUUACCACCACACUAUAAUGGGCCAGAUAUGUUGUGUGGUCAGACCUCACCGCCUUCCACAGGGAAAUCAACGUACAACUUAAGGCCAAGCGCGAGACAUUGUCAAGCGGGAUAUAAAGAAGAAGAUUGUAAUGGGUGCAGAUUUUAACUAUUUCCACGUCCAGAACGCCAGGCACAAUAUAGAAAAGAGACAUGUGUCAUAUAUCUCAAAUCUUAGUACCAAUAUUCUCAAUAUGCUGCUCUCCAUGAUAUUGUAAACACGCUUGGUUAUGCUAUCAAAAGAAUAUAACGAGUUUUAAUUUGAUAUACGAGUCAUGGAAUUGGUAUAAAAUUUUGAUAAUUGCCUCCAGUAAAUAAAGGGUUUGAUUAGCUCAUAAAGUCCCUUGCUUAUAGUGCUGAUCAAUGUCAUGUUAAGUACGAUAAAAAUAGUCAACAGCAAUCACUAGUUUAACGUGCUGUUUUACAAAUUGUUUAUUUUGAAUUGUAAUUUAAUAUUAUAAAUGUUGAUUCCAUGUUAUUUAUUGAAUUAACGAAUGAUGAAUGUGGAUUUCGAUGUGUGAAUUGACAUCGUUUCGUUUUAUGGAAUUGAUGACUGGAGUGAAACGCAAAUUAUUUAUUGAAAUGGUGAUGGGAGUAAAAUUCAAAUAUCCUAUUAAAUCAAUAAUUAAAGUGAAAUUGCAAGUAUUAGAUUUAAUUGAUGAUGGAAGUUGAAUGCAAUUAUUUAUUGAAUUGAUGAUCGGAGUUAAAUGCAAAUUAUUAAUCAAACUGAUGACGGGAGAGAAAAAGAAACUAUUUAUCAAAUAAAUGAUGGGAGUGAAAUGCAACUUGUCUAUUGAUUCAAUGAUGAAAUCGAAAUUAAAUCAUUAGAUUGAAUUGAUGACGGGAGUUUAAUGCAAAUUAUUUAUUGAAGUGAUGAUAGAGUGAAAUGUAAAUUAUUUUUGAACCGAUGACGGGAGAGAAAACAAAAAAUAUUUAAUUGAUGGUUUGGAGUGAAAUGAAA
Molecule: messenger RNA, 3662 nt
Organism: Pecten maximus
Lineage: Eukaryota; Metazoa; Mollusca; Bivalvia; Pectinida; Pectinidae
Exons: 6
Coding region: 109-1560 (483 amino acids)
Biological process (GO): signal transduction
Molecular function (GO): protein binding
Source: RefSeq, a predicted model, not a curated record